Messenger RNA from Megalopta genalis, 2542 nucleotides. RefSeq lists its product as uncharacterized. Lineage: Eukaryota; Metazoa; Arthropoda; Insecta; Hymenoptera; Halictidae. The record is from RefSeq and is a predicted model, not a curated record.
CCUACGACUAAUUCUUCCGUCCGGAUUAUCGGCGAACGAAGCACCAUGAAGCCGCGAAGAAACCGUCCGAGUUGUUUCGCGGUCUGUUGUCUAGUGUCGAUCGGCUGUUUCAAUGGUUUCGUCGCGACAGUGAGCCCGAUUACGUUUGCCAAGGACUCGGAAGAUCGAUGGAAAUUCUUCGAAGAGAACGUGCCCGUGGACGAGAGGGUGCGAGGAUCGAGUGCCGCACAGUUGCCAGCCGAGCCCGAGUGGAUCGCUUCUAGCCGGAGUCCAAGGAUUCCGUUGUUUAUCGACUCGACACGGGAUACUGUGCUUUUUUCCACGGAUAAAUGCAGCAGGUAUUGCAUUGCAAAUGGGAUUAACCGGGACGAAGAUAAUUUCCAUUACAUCAACAUCUUUUGGUCGAGCAACAUCGCCGCAUCUGAGAAUCCGGCCGGAAGAGGCGACUCGCAAUUAUCCGCGACGGAGAGCGACAAAUGGGCGGCGAACAACGUUCCCAGAAAAUGUCAGAUAUACCUUGACCUGGAUUGUGACGCCGAGGCGGGUACUAGCGCGAAUUCCAUGAGAACGGAAGCAUUCUCGGCCGCGCGCAACGAAGGCAACCCUAAUAGGCCCGACGAACCUACUUUCCAGAUACCAGUGAGCGUGUCGAGAAGACGCGAUCUGAGCGGAGAGACGCGGACGAAAUUCUUGGUCGAAGACAGGGCCGAUCGGGUCGUCGUGAACGUGGAGGGGAACGUAUCGAACGCUGUGCUUCGCAUUCCGAUGAACGUGACAGUGCCAUGGCUCGGCACCGUGGUGUCUUGGACGCGCAGGGGUGAAACGGACGGGGUGAGAAUCGACACGAACAACGCGCCGCCUGGCGAGUGGUGGAUAAAGCUCACGGGGGAGGAUAAUUCGAAGUACCAUUUCACCGCGGAAGCUUUCCCACGGCCAACUGAUAGCACGACGAUCGAGGAAUCGUUUGUCCAGGAUCCAUGGAUCUCCGGCACCGUGAACAGAUUACCAUUCACCGAAUAUCGAGCGAAAACUAAGGAGGAUGAUUUCGUAAUGUUGGACGAAAGUAUAAACGCCGGGGCAUUCUACGCGAAGACAAGAGCAUUAGAAGAUUCAGACGUAAGAAUCGAUUCUAAAUCGGUCAGUGACGAGAAGGUAACGCGCGAACGAUCUUUGGAGCACGCUAACGAGACGACGCUGGAAAAUGUUAAUGGAAAUGAUGCGCCGAGAUCUUCUAUCCCUAGAAACAGUAACUACAUUGACGUCGCUAUAUUUACCGAUAACGAGAACAUAACUGAUGAAAAACUGUCGACACGGGAGCAGCAGCAUGGAAUUGGUGCGAGAUCCUCGAUUCCAUUGACCGAAAAUAUUGAUGUCAAUAUCAGGAAGGAAAUUAACAAUGGUAACUCGCAUAUGAAAAUGGUAGGAACUUCGGAGAAUCAAGAAUUAUUCGAAGAGUUGGUGAAUUACAAUAACGAGGACACUAUCCAGGAGCGAAAGAUGCUCAUAGAAGUGAAUAGAAAUUCUAACUUGAUAGCUGCGCCAGGAACAGUGCACAGAGUUGUUUUCGAUGUAAUGAAUAAUUGCGUUCUUCCUGUUAGAUACGGGUUCAGAGCAAAGAGUACACCGUUCAGAUUGUACAAUGUUGUGCCGAUGUAUGCGUGGAUAUAUCCUGGCCAAAUGAGCAAAGUGGCGGUAGAUAUAAUUAUACCUGAUAAUACUUCACCCGAUACUGCCAGCACUGUUACAUUGUCUAUUCAAGGUACCGAAAUAAAGGAAAAAUCAGCAUACGUAUAUGUGCAGGGUUCGCUAUCAAAGUUAACGGAUGAUGCGAAGCCAAAAAUCGAGUAUACUUUCAAUAACAACUGUGCUGGGAAAUUGGAUAAGAGCCAAUGCUCCAAAACUCGUUGGAGCAUGGACCUUCGAAUUCAGGACUACGAUUCAGGUUUGAAACGUAUAAUUUCAUCAGCAAACGAAGUUUACCCACGUACAGAAUUUAUUAGUGGUACAAGAACUCUUGUAACGUUUUUCUACUCUGCUACUUGUUGUGACACAACAACUAAAAUAACAGCAGUGGACUUACUGGACAAUUAUAACACUGUUACAAUUGAUGUUACUGAGUGGAAUAAUCUAACUGAAGCACAAGUAGCAGCUAUUUCUAUGGGAGCGUUGCUUGCUUUGUUACUCAUUAUUCUUAUCAUUAUAUUAAUAAUAUGUUGCAUUCGUAGGAGAAAAAGUUUGGAUUUGCCUUAUUCACAAAGAUAUGGAUCUAGACCACCCGGACAGGCUGAGAGAACAAAUUUAUAAUUUAUUAUUUACUUUAUUAAGCCAAACAAACUUAAAUGUGCAAUAUAUGCAUAUUCGCGAAAAUUGACAUAAAUUGUUUUUGUAUCGCAUAUAUCAAGAAAUGUACAUAAAAGAACUCGUCCAUAAAUUUUGUACUGUAAUUAAUAUUAUGUUUGUAAAAUAUGCUAACUCUCUCUAAUCCUAAGCACAUUACAUCUUAAGAGAGUGUACUACAAAAUAAAAAAUAUAUUCUUCAUUA